GGAUAUAUUCGUAAACAAAAAUUAUUUCUCUUUUAUUGUUUUUACCAUCUAGUAAUGAUUGGCCUGGUACAAUUUCGUUGUCUACCGUAUAAUGAGCGAAAAGAGAGCAGUGAUCGGAGAGAGGGGGGGAUGGUCAAUCAAGGGGCUAUUGAUGGGUGGCUGGGACAGGUGAGGACAUGAGAAAAGGAGAGAGAGACAGUAGAUUAGAUGUUUGCUUACGUACUAGGCCCAUUUCGAGUGAAAGUGGAAAGAAUGGGUCAGAUAAUUUGCAUUUCUGCUAAGUAUAUUUGCACAAAAGGUUCUAAAAUCUACCCAACGUGAUCACGAAACAGUGGUACUUUCAGACAAUGACUAGUAUUCUUCAAAGGUUUCGGCAAGGACGACGACUCAAAGAAUGGAUUCUUUCGGUUCGACUGCGUGAAAAAGAAAACGAAAUAGAAUCUUUUAGUUUGGAUAUCUAUAUAGAGAGAAAUAAUAGACUAGAAAAUCGGACACUGGGUCCCAUCCCUGAUCAGCACUUUGGGAAGAUAUACAUGUAGUACUGUAAGAAUUGUUUCUCUCGGCUCAACUGAAAAGGAAAUCUGUACCUAUUUGUUUUCGGUUGUCUCGCGAGCGGUAAUAAGAUAGAGACAAGACAAAAGCUCACCGCGAAGCUACAUGGAACAGGGGAAUAAUAAGACCUACCCAGAAAAACAACAUGGCCCUAAAACCGGAAGUGGAUGGGUCCAACCGGAAGACAGGACUGUGCCCAUCACAACGACAAGCAGAAGGUACCAGGACAGGGUGUCUUGGUGGGCCGUCUUCUACAGGUCGGUCCCGGAUGGGAUCGGAAUCGGGGGAAUGAAAUACGUCUUCAACCCUGUGGAAGUGACAUUCAGAAGGUUAUUCUGGCUACUCCUCAUCUUAUCUGGAGUCGGUUUGCUAACAUAUCAUAUCACCAUACGAGCCCAAUAUCUAGCCACCUACCCAACAAGUGUGACUGUGAUAUCCAACUAUGAAGAAGUGCUCGCCUUUCCAACAGUGGCAAUAUGCAACUACAACACCUACAGACGGUCUGCUGUUGAAGGGACUGAGUUUGCGGACUUUCUCAAUGAAUUGUUCGACAAUUUCUUCGCCGUGAAUACGUCAAGUCCGCACGCCCCUUAUGUGGACUCGGUCACGAUGAGCGAGCUAUUCACUCAAUACGGACAUCGAGCUGAAGAAACAAUUGCUUUUGGCACAUGGAGGAGUACAGGGGCACUCAGUCAUGCUAACUUUACGACCAAGGUAACUGACUGGGGUCUGUGUUUCAUUUUUAACGAUGCAAGCAAUGGAAACCCGCCUGUAACCGUCACCCGAUCUGGUAAACAGCACGGACUGGAACUCUUGCUCAAUGUUCAGCAAUACGAAAGCUUCCUCGAGCCUAAUGGAAGAAUCUCGACGGGAUUUCAAGUCCAUAUCUACGAUUAUGGCACAGAACCGCGCGUUGUUGAUCAUGGCUUUGGAAUCGCACCCGGAACGCACACCCAUGUUGCAGUUGAAGUGACCGAGACUUCCAAUCUGGAACAGCCUUACGGGGUGUGCCAUGAUAAACCCCUGAAGUAUUUUGAUAAAUAUGGUUUUCCUGAAUGCUUCAUUGAAUGUCAAAGCGAUUUUUUCUUUAACGCAUGUGGAUGCAAAUUCUUCGCUACCCCGAUGGCAAGCAAUGAGGCAGAAUGCACUGUUCUUGGGUUUUACACGUGUGGAAAUCAAUACUAUGGCUCGUUCGUUCAAAACCAUACAUGUGACUGCCCGGUGCCUUGUUCUAUAAGAUCGUACAGACCAACUAUCUCAACCACGGCAUACCCUUCGGCAUACUGGGAGCAAAAGGUGGCAGCUGAAAACCCUAUUUCGGAAGAUUAUUUGAAGGAAAACUUUUGCAUGCUUUCGAUAUACUUUAAAGAGAUGAGCAUCCGGCAGAUCACCCAGAAGAUCGAUUAUACUUUCUUCGGUUUUUUAUGUGACGUGGGUGGUUCGCUGGGACUGUGGCUUGGUGGGAGCAUCCUCACAUUCUUUGAAUUCUUCGAUCUCUUCGGAUAUUCGCUAUUUACUUAUUUUAAACGGAUACCCAAUUCCAGAAAAUGAGUUUUCAGGGCCCAUUCUACAAUCCUCCGGGUAGCGUUCCACGGAACGUCUUGUUUGGGAAUUUAUAUCGUUAAAGUUGCUCAUAGCCAAUCAAAAGGCACGGAUCUCAGUUUUCCGUAAAAGUAGUCAAAAUACCACAGAAAAUUGCAUUUUUAUUCACUGUAAAACACUGUUUAAAACCUUUAUACAACGCUGCACUAUAUGAACAUUACAGAAAUUGUUUGACAGUUUGGAUUCACUAAGAUUUGAUAUGAAAAAAAAAUGAAAUUUGUAAUGUAAGAUUUUAGACACUUGUUUAAACUGCGAGAUAAUUACUAAAAAAAUAAACUGCGUUUUUCCUGUGUAAAACGCUUUCUACAUUCCAUUUCUCGAAUGACAGUAAGGCAAUACUUCACAGCUAUGUUGAGUAAAAAUAGGUUGAUAUGCAAUAUUUCUACCUCGUACCUCGUCUAUAGACACAAAAUAACGGUUAUAUACGUGUUUGUCGAAUUUUCCAACAAGACAAUCAGAUUGCCUCCAACAUGACCGAAUAUUCUCCUCUUUCCUUUUCCGAUAGAGAUCAAUAAAUUGGCCGUCAAAAAUUAAUUUUAUUCUUAGCAUACUUUCACAUUUUUAUAGGUUAUCUGUAUAGUUUGCGGCACCCCCUUUAUGCAGCUUAUUUUCUUGGAUGCCAGUUCCCGUUUGACCCCUGAUUUCAAAGGAAACACCUUGAUAAUGUUGAAAAUGGAGAAUUAAUGGAUAUUUUAUCGUCUCUCGUAAUUUAUUCCACACCCCCCCCCCCGAUAGCUUAAUGAACAUAAUAGACUAUUCAAUUUAAAAAUAAAGUUAGCUUUAGUGCACUAUAGUGUUAUGUUUAGUCUACUGAGUCUUGUCUUGAUAUGAAUAUAUUGUAUUUUUUCAUACGUGCUUAAAAUCUUUUUGAUGUAAUAUCAUGUAAAUAGAAAUGUAUAGAUAAAAUAUAUUGAAGAA
Lytechinus pictus (painted urchin) is the source of this 3072-nucleotide messenger RNA. RefSeq names its product acid-sensing ion channel 1C-like. Gene Ontology annotation, cellular component: plasma membrane. Gene Ontology annotation, biological process: sodium ion transmembrane transport. The transcript has 10 exons. Lineage: Eukaryota; Metazoa; Echinodermata; Echinoidea; Temnopleuroida; Toxopneustidae. The record is from RefSeq and is a predicted model, not a curated record. Gene Ontology annotation, molecular function: ligand-gated sodium channel activity. Bases 658 to 2103 code for a protein of 481 amino acids.